Phycodurus eques (leafy seadragon) is the source of this 1746-nucleotide messenger RNA. RefSeq names its product family with sequence similarity 210 member B (gene mims2). Gene Ontology annotation, cellular component: mitochondrion. The transcript has 3 exons. Lineage: Eukaryota; Metazoa; Chordata; Actinopteri; Syngnathiformes; Syngnathidae. The record is from RefSeq and is a predicted model, not a curated record. Bases 221 to 946 code for a protein of 241 amino acids.
AUAAGUCUCGCAGCCACCGCAAGCUUUGUUCUUCCGACCCAGCGUGCGGUUGCGCGGCCUGCCUGCCUGCCUGCCUGCCUGUCAACAAGCGCUCUGCUUGGGGGCGGGGUGGGGGGCGUCGCGGUCAGCAUGUUCGGACCUUCGCUCGCUGUUAUCGAGUCUCGACUAACGUAAUCAUUUUGGACUCCGCUGAAGUCGCUUUGAGGGCGGAACGACGGCCAUGUUUCUGAGUCGUGCGACGACGACGACAACGGCGGCGCGUGUUCUCCGCCGCUCAUCCGGACCGUUGACAUUAACGAGGGGCUUUCACCGGGACCGGACCUGCUGCGUGGGCUCGACGCCUGCGCUCUUCGCAGGACAACGACCGGAGCUGUACCAGCACCACGGUUUGAUCUUCCCGGACUGGCGACACUGGAGCUGGAGCGGCCGCCUGGCGGAGCCGGUGCUUUUGUUUUCUAGUAACCGCGGGCCGUCCACCGCGGCCGCUGCCGCCAAGAAGACCCCCGCCAUGGACGACAAGAACGCGGAGGAUGAGCGCAACCUAAAGGAAGGCCCACCAACUCCUCCACCUGAAGGCAAAGCGUCCGGGGAGCACGAACCGGAUGGAGAUAAGCCCAACAAGACCCAGCAACUCAAAAAGGUCUUCAAGGAGUACGGUGCUGUGGGGGUCUCCUUCCACGUGGGGAUCUCCCUCAUGUCUCUGGGAAUGUUCUACCUCCUCAUAUCUAGCGGUAUAGACAUGGCGGCCGUGCUGAGCAAGCUGGGCUUCAGCGAGGCCAUUAUCCGCUCCAAGAUGGCGGCGGGGACCAGCACGUUCGUCCUGGCCUACGCAGUCCACAAACUGUUUGCGCCCGUGCGUAUCAGCAUCACGCUGGUGUCCGUGCCGCUCAUUGUGCGCCACUUCCGAAGGACGGGACUCUUCAAGCCACCCACGUCUGCGCCCUGAUCAAUAUCAUGUGAUAGAUGGCGGCCAUAUUGCCUUGGGCGAGCGGCGGGGGAAAAAACCAAAAAGAAAACGCCUGGAACUUUUAGACUGCUCUGACCAGAGCUUACAGAAACAUUACUGAAGGAGAAAAUUACGAUAGAUGCAAGUGUAUAUUUGCAAUCAGGGAUCUUUUACUUUUUAGCUUUCUUUCUUUGUUUCUUAAAUUUAUGAAGUUUCCUCAUGUCAGACACUUCCUGAAAUGACUCAAAUGUCCUUCCCCUUCAUUCUCUUGACUGUUUGAUCCCCGCUUUCUCUCCACACAUUAUAAUCGUUGCAUCCAUCUGAAUAAAACUUCUCUUUAAAAAAGGCAUUAUUCCUCUUUUAAAUAGACAAAAAAAUCUCAACAAAUACUUUUCAAACAAUGCAGAAAAUUAUUUUAUUUCUCUUCAAAAAAACAUUUAACAUAAAAUCCCAUUUUCUCUAAAUAUUCCACUUUCCCCCCGUUAUAUUUUUUUCCUAAGGUAAAUACACUGCUCCUACUUUUUAUGAAAAAUAAAAUAAAAAAAAACUUUCCCCCUGAAAACAACUUGGUUCUCUUUAAUAAAACUUAAAAUUUUAACCUUCUGUCCUCUUAAAUUACUUAUACAAAAAUAUUACUUGAUAUUAUAUAUUGAUAAAUAUUACCUGACUACCUUAUACCUGACUUCUGUGAAUGCUCCGCUAAUGAGAAUGACUGCUGCUUGAUUACAUGAUUGAUUGAAGCCGAAUUUGUUAAAAUGCUGUUUAGUUUAUGGCUGUGUCUUCGGACAAAAGUUUAUUUG